UAAACAGUCGCAGCCUUCUUAUUAUCAACAGCCUCCAUCCUCUAGUUGUGGUUAAUCGAUCAAGCGGAGCGCACCAUAGUCGCGUGCGCAUUACGACGUAAUGAAACAAUCAUGAACGGAAAUAUAUUUUUGUGUUUUUUAUUAGUGCUUUGCAAUAGUGCAUUAGGACAAAAGCUAAAAGAGCCGCUUCCAGAAUGUCCAUCAUUAGAAAAAGGGGAUACAUACACACAAUCAGAGUUCCUAUCGCGUCUGGCACACGAGUGCCGGUACGACAGGCUUCUCCUACCUACAUACCAGACUGGAGAAGUUGUGUUUGUCCACGCCAGCGCCUACGUCUAUUUCAUACAACCGGCUGAAGCGCACGAUUUGAACUUCAAAUUGCACUUCCUUCUGCAACUUCGUUGGACUGAUCGGCGGCUAGCGUACGCUCUCUAUUCUCCAGAACGAACGAAAAUCAUUGGAGAAAGUGAUCUCAGAUCCCGUGUUUGGAUACCGCACUUGUACAUGUCUAACGAACAAUCUUCCAGUUUGAUGGGAACUGAUAGUAAAGACGUGCUCAUCUCAAUAGCACCAGAUGGUGAAGUACUUUUCAGUCGUCGAAUGCAAGCUGUGCUAUAUUGUUGGAUGAAUUUGCAAAAAUUCCCAUUCGAUGUUCAAAAAUGUUCGAUGAACUUGGAAAGCUGGAAAUACAAUGCGUCAAUAUUACGCUUGAUGUGGGAGAAAGAUAAUCCCGUUCGACUAUCUUCAGAACUGCAUUUAACAGAAUACUCUCUGCUCGACUAUUGGACAAAUGAGUCGGUUGUUCGAGGAGAUAUCGUCAACAUGAGACUGGGUGGAGGUAGAUCGGGUAAUUACAGUGCUUUGAAGUUUACAUUUAAAUUGGGCCGAGAGGUCGGUUACUACUUAAUGGAUUAUUUCAUCCCUUCAAUGAUGAUUGUCGCCAUGUCAUGGGUCACCUUCUGGUUACAAGCAGAUGCUUCAGCACCUAGGAUAACAUUGGGUACAAGCACCAUGUUGUCGUUUAUCACUCUGGCAUCAUCUCAAGCGAAAACUCUUCCAAAAGUCUCCUACAUUAAAGCAAGUGAAAUUUGGUUCUUAGGCUGUAUUGGCUUCAUUUUCUCGGCUCUAGUGGAAUUCGCUUUUGUCAACACUAUCUGGCGUAGAAAAAAAGUGGUGAAUUUGAAGAAAGUGAACAGUAAAUAUAUACUGAAAAGUACAUUGACCCCUCGCCUGGCGCGUAAAGAGCUGCAGAAAGAGCUACAGUCUUCCCCGCAGCUCAGCAAGUCUCGGUCCUGUUCUUCUCUUAACCAGGAAACCAGUUCUGAUCCUGCAGGACCAGGAUACAAUAAUUAUCUUACUGUUCAUAGCUUCCCAUCUGCUCUGAACCUACCAACGAUAACUACGCAAAGCUACGACGAGCUUGUCCAUAGGUCUGGCGGACGGCAUGACUCCAGUGAGGGAUCAGACGAAGCCCCAAAACAACACACAUGGACUCAAAUGACUCCACAAGAAAUCGCAACUUGGAUCGAUAAACGCUCGAGAGUGCUAUUCCCUUUACUCUUCAUAUUAUUUAAUAUUAUCUACUGGACAUUUGUGUACUGUUUGUGAAAAAAACCGUAUGUGCCUGUCGUUUUCGCAUUGGUGUGAGUUCUAUAGUCCUGGAAAUUUACCACUUAGUUACUCUAAAAUUGUAAAUUUUGACAACAUUUUUGGAAAAUGUCGUUUGAAAAUGAAAGAUACAAUUGUUUUGUUUAAUCCAAUUCAUUAGAAAACAAAACAUUUAGUCGAAAAUUUAAAUUAGGAAGUAAUAGAGAAAAUUAUAAUACUAGCGAAAUACAAAAAGUCAAACGACAAAAGACAAAACACGAUUAAAGCGGAUGACUGAAUCGAAAUUAUUUAUUUCAUUACAGUAUAAGCCAAAAUUUAACACACACACACAGAUGCUAAUAAGAAAUCGCAAUGAAACAAAGCGCACAAUAGUUUUGUCUGUUUUGAUAUUUAACAGACAUAAUUUUCGAAACAAUCUACUGUUGUGUAUUGGUCUAAUAUUUUUUUUAUGUAUUGCGAUUUAUUGAAGGUGGUAGUCAGUUAUAGUAAUAAGUAUUUUGGUGCUUAUAUUAUAUCCAUACGUUACUAAAGGAUACAUACUAUAAAGCAUAUCCAAAAGUUUUGUAAUCUUAUUUUCUUGGUCAUUUAAUUUUUUUUAUGACAGUGAUUAUGGGAUUGACUGGUUAAAUCUCAUAAAUGCUAACAACCUUUUAUGUAAGUCUAAAUAUUCAGUCUAAAAUAUUUAGUCUAAAAUUGUAUACCGUCCCAGUAUUGUAAAAUUUUAGAAUAUUAACAAUAUCUAAAAGUUUUUAAAAAAUUUAGCAGUCUUCGAAUUUUUUUACAAUAUUUUGUACGUAGAUACAUUAAUUCAUUAAUUUAAGGUAUAGAUACGUACUUAAUUUAAGUUGAAUAAAAAUGUUGUAUAAUUAACUAAAUAAUUUUUGUAUAUAAAUACUUAUUAUACUGUAAUAUAAUAAAUUAGUAUUCAUAAUGAUUAGGAAAUUUAGUGUCACUGUUACACCAUAAUAUAAUCGUGUUAAUUAUAUCUGUAACACAGUAUUUUCUUAAACAAAUUAA
This is a messenger RNA of Pieris rapae (cabbage white), 2625 nucleotides long. RefSeq names its product pH-sensitive chloride channel 2. Bases 112 to 1608 code for a protein of 498 amino acids. Gene Ontology annotation, molecular function: chloride channel activity; extracellular ligand-gated monoatomic ion channel activity; transmembrane signaling receptor activity. The transcript is spliced from 8 exons. NCBI's taxonomy places the organism in Eukaryota, Metazoa, Arthropoda, Insecta, Lepidoptera, Pieridae. Gene Ontology annotation, cellular component: neuron projection; synapse; membrane. Gene Ontology annotation, biological process: signal transduction; nervous system process; chemical synaptic transmission. The record is from RefSeq and is a predicted model, not a curated record.